UCAUUCAUUAUCACUUAAUUAUCACAUCUGUAUCAUAGCGCUCGCUAAGAUAGCGCAAUGAAAUGGAAAAUUGAAAUUGAAUUCCGAAUUUUGGAUCUCUGUACUCUGUUCCUUAAAAUUAAUUUUUUCUCAAUAUUCCCGGUGUGUCUCGUUUCACAAUCGUCUCCGUGUUAAAUCAUCUAAUAUGUGCUAAAGUUGAGCUUUUUCAUUUACACGCCGGAUAUGGAAACACUAGAUAAGGAUGUUUCGGAGAAAACACUUCCUAAACAAAACGCCUUCAUUCAAUCAACCGGUAUGUCCGAGAAAAUGGAACAAUUGAAACACAGAAGCACGUCGAAUGCCGGACGAAUGGACAUGGAUUGGCCGAAGAAAUCCACCGAACCAGCUAGUAUGAAACGUAUCGUUCAUUUGCUGAAAAAAUCUGAACUAUCCAAAGUCGACCCGUUAUCUUCAAAUGGAACUCAAAAACAAAGCAUGGAAGAUAUGAAACGUGAAGCUGAAACAGCUGCUAUGAAACGCACAGCUAACAUGUUCCAGAAAACAGGGCAUCUCGAAAAAGUGGAACAACAUAAGCGUAGAAUCACUAGAAAGUUUACUUCAACAGAGGCAAUGUUGAAAACAACUAUGCAAGCUCAACUUGAUAACGUCACAGUUGCUAUUAAUCAAUUGCAGUCUUUUCUAUUAUGUGUUGCACAAGUCAGAACGUUUAUUCGAUUCAUACAAGAGGAACUAUCCGAGCUUUCCAAAUUAGGUAACGCUUUGCAAGAAGUGAAGAAUAAAAAUAUUCAUCAUUCGCAAUAUGUGACCGCUAUCGAGAACCUUAAACACCUGUUCACCGUUCCCGAAAGCGUAGAAAAAACGAAGCAAUGGAUCAGCGAUGGUAAACUACUCCAUGCUCACCAAUGUUUAAUUGAUUUGGAAAAUUCUCGCGAUGAUUUACUGUACGAACUACAUAAAUUGCCCGAUCAAUCAGUCGCUGAUAAGAUGCUGUUAAAAGCGUACUUCGAAGACGUCGAAGCUCUAUCAUCGUUAUUAGAGAAACAACUGAAGUUGGUGCUCGGCCGUACUUUGACCAUCGUUCGAAAAGAACCAACUGUAAUCGUGACAGGAUUAAGGAUCAUCGAACGAGAAGAGAAAUCAGACGCCGUUGCUCUGCAAAGACAACGUCAAAGUGGUUUUCUACCUCCGGGCAGACCGAAAAAAUGGCGCGAGAUGGCUUUCAAAGAGCUCGAGAAAUCUGUGUCCCAACGUAUCGAAGGUAUUCAAGUAGACGAACGAUCUGGUAACAAGAUGUGGCUUGUAACGUAUUUAGAAUUGAGCAGACAAUUCGUACUGGAAGAUUUGCGAGUUGUUAAGACCUUAUGUGGUCCGUGUUUUCCUCCUUCGUACGAUAUAAUCAAUAAAUUCGUUCACAUGUAUCAUCAAAGCUUAUCGACACAUUUAGAAGAAAUCAUAUCGAAUGGAUUAGAAGGUAACGAAUACGUAUCCAUAUUAUCUUGGAUUAAAAACACCUACUUUGGUCCAGAGCUGAUGAAGCAUCCGGAUUUGAAUAUAGAUAUCUCAUCUGUUGGUCCUUUACUCAAAUCUCACGUUGUUAAUAAACUACAGCAGAAUUAUCUCGAUGGAAUGGAAAUGAAUUACAAAGAAUGGAUGCAGAAAACUCUCGAGACAGAGAAACAAGAUUGGAAUUCGGAAAUACAUCCGGAAGAAAGCCCUGAUGGUUGUUAUCAAACUGCAACUCCAGUUAUCAUAUUUCAAAUGAUAGAUCAGAAUCUACAAGUGGCCAAAACCAUCGGUCCAGAUUUAGUACAAAAAGCCCUGGUGCUGGGAAUGGAUCAGGUGAACUACUUUGGUAAACUAUACGGAGAAGCUUUUGUUGAAUUGAAGAAGAAACAUUUCGAGGACCGAAGCCUUAUACCGUAUUUUACGCAUCAUAUGAUCACAAUCACCAAUAACUGCCUACAAUUCCAGCAACUGGCCGAAGAAAUGAGAAAACAUUACUGGAAUUUAGACGGACAUGUUUUAGCAAUACCAAAUUACGAUUCGUUGUUGCAAACUUUCCAAAAUUUAAGGAACGAAGCCGCUCUGUAUUUAUUGGAAGAGGCAUUUUUAGACAUAGAUAGUCAUUUUCAAGAUUUAAUCACUACUAAAUGGGUUUCCACUUCUAUACCAAUUGAUACCAUUUGCGUUACUUUGGAGGAUUAUUUCCAAGAUUACAUUCACCUGAAAGGAAAGAAUCUAGAAUACAUCAUAUUUGAAGCCGAAGACUUGGUAGCCAAACGAUACAUAUUCGCCAUGUUGCAGAAAAAGAUCACUUUUCGAUCUCUUGAAGAACGUAGACAAGCUGCCUCAAAAAUCGUCCGAGAAGUGGAGCAAUUGAGAGCAUUUUUUGUGAAAAUCGCUCCUGAUGUUACAACUCGAGUUAAUUCUCCUUUAGAUGCGAUUACUGCCCUGGCCGAAGUGCUGAAGAGCGAAGAUUUAGAUAUUUUAUCUUUAGAUUUGCAUACCUUAGUUGAUAAAUUCCCAGAUAUCACUGAAGAUCAUCUGUCUCGUUUAUUAAUGUUACGCGGUGAUAUGUCACGUUCGGAAAUACGAGAGAAAGUAACAUUCUUACGACAAUCAACCUCGAACCGAGCAAAGGUAGCUCAGCAAAGAAGUAUCUUCCUACAAAUAUUGUAAUUUUCUUGCAAGACUUGUUAUUUCUAAUUAUAUUCUUAUUUGUUUUCUAUGAAUAUAUUCGUAUGUAUGGGUUACCAUAUUUUAUUAAAAUAAUCGUUUUUAAUAUU
Molecule: messenger RNA, 2786 nt
Organism: Planococcus citri (citrus mealybug)
Lineage: Eukaryota; Metazoa; Arthropoda; Insecta; Hemiptera; Pseudococcidae
Product: exocyst complex component 3-like
Exons: 2
Coding region: 223-2679 (818 amino acids)
Biological process (GO): exocytosis; exocyst localization
Cellular component (GO): exocyst
Molecular function (GO): SNARE binding
Source: RefSeq, a predicted model, not a curated record